Molecule: messenger RNA, 2387 nt
Organism: Sus scrofa (pig)
Lineage: Eukaryota; Metazoa; Chordata; Mammalia; Artiodactyla; Suidae
Gene: GAS1
Product: growth arrest specific 1
Biological process (GO): regulation of cell cycle
Cellular component (GO): plasma membrane
Source: RefSeq, a predicted model, not a curated record
GACAGGGGCAAACUUUUCCGCCGGCUCCGCGUCCGACGCUCCCCGCGCCUCGUCUCCUUUCCGCUCCUCGCCCGGCGGCCGCCGCUGCCCGCGAUGGUGGCAGGGCUGCUGGGCGGCGGCGGCGGGGCCCGCGGGGGAACCGUGCCGGGCGCCUGGCUGUGCCUGAUGGCGCUGCUGCAGCUGCUGGGCUCGGCGCCGCGGAGCUCGGGGCUGGCGCACGGCCGCCGCCUCAUCUGCUGGCAGGCGCUGCUGCAGUGCCAGGGGGAGCCGGAGUGCAGCUACGCCUACAACCAGUACGCCGAGGCGUGCGCGCCGGUGCUGGCGCAGCGCGGCGGGGGCGACGCGCCGGGAACCGCCGCAGCCGCCGCCUUCCCUGCCUCCGCCGCCUCCUUCUCGUCGCGCUGGCGCUGUCCGAGCCAUUGCAUCUCGGCCCUCAUUCAGCUCAACCACACGCGCCGCGGGCCCGCCUUGGAAGACUGUGAUUGCGCGCAGGAUGAGAACUGCAAGUCCACCAAGCGCGCCAUUGAGCCGUGCCUGCCCCGGACGAGCGGCGGCGGCGCGGGCGGCCCGGGCGCGGGCGGGGUCAUGGGCUGCACCGAGGCCCGGCGGCGCUGCGACCGCGACAGCCGCUGCAACCUGGCGCUCAGUCGCUACCUGACUUACUGUGGCAAGCUCUUCAACGGGCUGCGCUGCACCGACGAGUGCCGCACGGUCAUCGAGGAUAUGCUGGCCGUGCCCAAGGCGGCGCUGCUCAAUGACUGUGUGUGCGACGGCCUGGAGCGGCCCAUCUGCGAGUCGGUCAAGGAGAACAUGGCCCGCCUGUGCUUCGGCGCCGAGCUGGGCAACGGCCCGGGCAGUAGCGGCUCGGACGGGGGCCUGGACGACUACUACGAUGAGGAGUAUGACGACGAACAGCGCGCUGGGGGCGCGGGCGGGGAGCAGCCGCUGGACGACGACGACGGCGUCCCGCACCCGCCGCGCCCGGGCGGCGGCGCUGCUGCGGCAGGCGGCCGCGGCGACCUGCCCUACGGGUCCGGGCGCAGGAGCAGCAGCGGCGGCUGCCGCUCGGCGCCCCGAGGCGUCUGGACCCAGCUUGCCUCCAUCUUGCUGCUGCUGCUGCUGCUGCUCCCGCUGCUCUUUUAGCCCGCGGGAGGGCGGGCGCCGGGACACCUGUGGCUCGGGGACAGGGUGGGUGGUUGGGGACGCUCUCUAGGUAGAUUCUGCCUAGUCGGGCUCCCCCACCCACCCGACUCUUGCACGACCCCCGCCUCCUCUCCCGCGCAGGACUUUUUGGACAUCCUCCCUGUCCCGCAUUCCAGGCUCCAGAAACUCCUUGCAGAAACCCUCCUAGUUUGAGCUCAGGACGCCCGGGAUGAAACGGGCUUGGGGGGGCGGCGGCGCGGGGGGGAACAGAACCGUAGUCCUGGACUCCGAAGAGAAGAUGCUGACCAGUGGGGCCUUAAGAGUUUCAAGGGACUGGGUUUAGAGCAGGGGUUUUGAAGGAGGAUUUCUAUGUGCAAAGGGGCUGGUUAUUAACAUGUCUCCUGCGAGGGGGGAAAAAAGUGCCGGUAUCGACUUUUAUUGUGGCCAGUGAAGACAUUGCAAUCUAACCGAUUCUUUCGUUUACUCUCGGUAUCCGCGCCCAGAAAUCUCAGUUUGGCGGGGGCGGGCGGGGGGGGGCGGGCAUGAGAGGGGUUAAUGUUGCUGAAUUAGUUUUGGAUAACUUUGAGCCCUUGACUUUAAUUUCAUUGGCACCACUCUGAUCUCUAAGCACAUUUCUAAGGAUUAAGGGUCAAAAAAUGCUGAUCUAAAGAGUUGCUAGUGGUGUUGAACAAUGCAACUUUAUAUCUGAAAGAGCUCUGCACUGCCAUCUAUGAAGGCCUCUUUAUGAUGUUUGUUUUAUUAUCGUUUUUGGUUCUUUACAUCAAAUGGUAUGUACAAAUAAUGCGGAGAACAUAUAUUGCCUCUGCUUUUAUCAGGGUGCUCACCCCUGGUACUUCGUAUAUAAAGUGUAUUAAAACUGGGUUUGUUACCAGUUGCUGUAUUUUGUAUAUAGAAUUUUUAUAAAUUGUAUGCUUCAGAAAUAAUUUAUUUUUAAAAGAAAUUUAAAAAUUUAAAUCCACAUUCAUGGUACACCUUUCUUCUCUGAAAUGUACAAAAUCUGUUUGUCACCAGGAAUCCAAAAUCACAGUCCAUUGUGAAGUGUACUCUAUCUAGAACCAUUUUAAAAUGUACAGUGUAUUUUAUAGAUUUGAAGUUAACAUUCUUAUUUUUAAGAGAAUUUAUGGACAUUGUAGAAAUGUAUAAAUGCAUUUCCAAACUGCCUUAAACAUUGUAUUUUUAUAGACAUUGUUUUUUUUUAAAAAAAAUCCUAUGUUUUAAGUAAC